Molecule: messenger RNA, 528 nt
Organism: Trichoderma virens Gv29-8
Lineage: Eukaryota; Fungi; Ascomycota; Sordariomycetes; Hypocreales; Hypocreaceae
Exons: 5
Coding region: 1-528 (175 amino acids)
Cellular component (GO): CHRAC; nucleus
Molecular function (GO): protein heterodimerization activity
Source: RefSeq, a predicted model, not a curated record
AUGCCUUACAACACCAACGCCAUCCCUCCUCGAAAGGAGCCCACCGGCCAAACCCAACUACCAUUAUCAAGAGUCAAGAAAAUCAUCAGCCAAGACCCAGAUGUCCAAAUGUGCUCUAACAACGCCGCCUUUGUCAUCACCCUGGCUGCCGAAAUGUUCAUCCAGCAUCUCGCCGAGGAAGCCCACACCCAAGCAAAGCUAGAACGCAAGCCUCGCCGCAACAUCCAGUACAAAGACGUCGCCAACGCAAUUUCACACCGCGACCACCUCGAAUUCCUAGAAGACGUCGCCCCCAAGACCGUCCCCCUCAAAAAGGCAAAAGCGAUCAACCAGGCCCGUCUCCGCGGCGAGCCUCUCCCCGACGCCGCCCCCCGCGCCGCAACAAACGGGAGCAGCGCGAAGCCCAAGGCCGCUGCCGCAAAGGCCGCCGCCAAGGACGAGAGCAAUGACCCCAGUGAUCAGCUUGAGCUGGAGAUGAGGCAGGCAGCGCAGCCUGAGGAUGAUGGCGACGUUGACAUGACGGGCUAG